AUGAGUCUUUUUACAGUUACUUCGGGUAAUUUAAAGUACAAGGAGGAAGUACGCAAUAAUGUACACAAUAACUUGGUACGUUUCGAUUUCAUGAAGGGUCCUAACGACAAUCCGAAAAUCAAUGCUUUCAUAUUAUUGAAAAGAGACGUUCAACGUAUACCACGGCUAAAGCCUUUACAUAAAGACACUUUCUAUCCAGAUAUAGAUGAUAGUGCUUCCAUUAGAUGUGCAAAUAAAAAGAAGGUCCUUAACGGCCAACAUAGAAAAUUAGUUUCCAAUGAAGAAGAUACCAAAACGGAUGAGUAUCCAAAGAAAUUACCAGCAGUGGAAAAUGAAGAAGAUAUUAACGAUGAAUUCUGUGAAUUACUUUCGAAAACAGAACGUCCUCGUAAGCCAAGCGGUCCGCGACAACUGGACCCAUAUUCGAUGGACGAUUCUACGUUGCUUUUACCAAUAUAUACAGCAUUUAUUCCGUUACUGAUUAACUGUACAUUAAAUAUUAAACAUGCACAAGAGUAG
Molecule: messenger RNA, 519 nt
Organism: Glossina fuscipes
Lineage: Eukaryota; Metazoa; Arthropoda; Insecta; Diptera; Glossinidae
Product: malectin-like
Exons: 2
Coding region: 1-519 (172 amino acids)
Source: RefSeq, a predicted model, not a curated record